GGAGUAUUUUUCCUUCGAGGACUCCGCCCUCUUCAUUGCCAUUUUCUCAGCAUUUUUCAUGGCCAGUUUCUGUGAUCGCCUCCUGAGGCAGCACUUAACAAUAGAUAGCGCCACGCCUAACAGAACGACCAAGGCAAUCACUGCUAUCAGCACAGGUAUGAAGAUGUAGGCUUGGUCUCCACUCUUGUCCACUAUCUCAACGUCAUCUGUAGGGGAAGUUGGAGUGGGUUGGUCCGGCAGAGAGGUGAGAAAAGGCUUCUCCCGAAUUGCUGGCUUGGAAGUUGGGGUAUAGUCUUGGACCAAAUGUUUGUCACUUCUUUCAGGAGUAAUGGUAGCUGCUGGUAGUUCAUUGCAUGCCACUGAGCCCUCAUCUUGAAGAUUUCCAUUUUUAUUGUAGCAUUUACAGAGGAAAGAACCCUCAGUGUUGACACACUGAUCUUUACAGGGCUGAUCUCUGCAUUCGUCAAUGUCCACACAGUUUCCAGACCCAUCUGUGAUAUAACCUGCUUCGCAUGAAGCACAAAUUCCAUCUAUAGCCAAUCCAUCUACACGUUCCCAUUUCAGAGUCAUUGCAGAGCAAGUCAGUUCAAAAUUUUCCCCAGACCAACAAUCCAGAUUCAGUUUAUGAGGAUCAUUUGGGUCUGGCCUGAGUGAUCGUGCCUUAGGUAUGUGUGGGGUAGGACACUGCUUCAUAAUAGGUUCCUCUCCAUAACGUUGUUUGCAAAUGAAUGGACGCUCUGUCUUACAGGUACUGGGAACAAACCCCCAGUUCACAAUCUCAGUUCCAUUAAACUCACCAGAGAGAAAUACACACUGUAUACCCGUGCAGGUUAUUUGGGGCAAAGACUUCCACUGAUCCAGUUCUGUGUCACUGCUGCUAUCCACUGUCCACUUGAAACCAUUCAGAGGUGCGUCAUGUUUCACGCAAGACCACUUUCCUUUCCUCAAGCCCACCCAGAACUGAAAUGUACGUUCUGCGGACGGUAUGUCCGAGAUUACUUUCAAAAUCUUUGAGGCUUCCUCCAUACUGGCCACUUUAGUUAGGAAACUGCCGGGCAGACAGGCUUCUGAAGCUUUGUCAAAGUUGAGAGGAUUCAGAUGAAGAGUAUAGGGUUCAGCAACAGGAACACACAGACCUACCCCCAAGACACUCCACAGACAUAUCCAAUAGUACUCCAUUCUCCCCGCUCGCACCAUCGAUCUGACGGUAGUGGUUCUCAGUCAGGCUGACAAUGGUCCUCCUACUAGCUGCUUCUGUAAUGGACUGGCUGACAAUGCUCAUUUUCCUGCUGCUUUCUUAACUGCCCCUAAUAGGUCCUCCCAAGACAACAAGCACAGGAAGUGUGUUUAGACUUGAUGCAGCCAUCCACUUCCUCUGCAGAGAGGGUGGUGGCACAGCCAAACAAAGCAACUUAGAAACUAAUUACCUAGUCAUUAAAGUACACAGUAGCCUAAGGUCCAAUGCCUGGAGAUGAGUAGUGAGAAAUAUACACUAAUGUAGUCCAGGUCCUGUCAGCCGAACUCCAGUAACGGACAUCCUUUGACUCUUUGAUAAUAUUUCCCUAUGAGAUCACCAGGCCAGCUUCACUUUUGUUGUGGGAGCUGCAGGAAGUUUUCCUUCACAGAAAAGAGAACCAGAGAGGUGCACAGAUCCAACUGGAAAAACAGAACUUGUGAGAGGAUAUGCUAGCCUGCUGAUACAGUGUCCUGGUAUCAGGAUGUGAUGAUAAAAAGCGGAUGUUGUAUGAUUCAUUCCUCAGGGAAUAGACCCCUCCUGUGGUUUGGUUUUUAUCAACCCUGAAACACAAAACUCAGAAUGGUGUCAUUGAAUAACAACUACACUUUGUGAGGCAUUCAGGGGGUCCCCCACUUGGGAUAUACAGAUUAUUCCAUGUUCACUAAGUAAAUUACUAUUUAUAAUAACAACUAACAACAACUAAUAACAAGAUAACUAAUAAUGUAAGCAUACUGUGUCCAUAAUAAGUAUAUAGGUUGUAGGUUGGGAGCUUUUGUGAAAGAGCACAGUUAGAAAGAUAUGGCAUAUAGAAGCAAACCGGAUGGACAUCAUGAAAAUGAUCGGAGAGGUUGAGAGUAGAAGAAGUUGAGGAGAAAAAACAAACAAAAUAUAAUUGUUGUAAAAUUGACUGUGUCCAUAAAAUGUAUAUAGUAAGUAUAAGCUGGAAGUAGAGGCCUAAGCAUUGUUGUUCACUAGUUUACUCCAAUUAGGGAAAGGGUGGUGGGGUUGGAAAGUAAUAAAGGGGAAUAUAUAUUUUUUAAAGGAUAUGUGUGUGUGUGUACAGUGAGGGAAAAAAGUAUUUGAUCCCCUGCUGAUUUUGUACAUUUGCCCACUGACAAAGACAUGAUCAGUCUAUAAUUUUCAUGGUAGGUUUAUUUGAACAGUGAGAGACAGAAUACCAACAACAAAAUCCAGAAAAACGCAUGUAAAAAAUGUUAUAAAUUGAUUUGCAUUUUAAUGAGGGAAAUAAGUAUUUGACCCCCUCUCAAUCAGAAAGAUUUCUGGCUCCCAGGUGUCUUUUAUACAGGUAACGAACUGAGAUUAGGAGCCCACUCUUAAAGGGAGGCUCCUAAUCUCAGUUUGUUACCUGUAUAAAAGACACCUGUCAACAGAAGCAAUCAAUCAAUCAGAUUCCAAACUCUCCACCAUGGCCAAGACCAAAGAGCUCUCCAAGGAUGUCAGGGACAAGAUUGUAGACCUACACAAGGCUGGAAUGGGCUACAAGACCAUCGCCAAGCAGCUUGGUGAGAAGGUGACAACAGUUAUUUAUUAUACAGUAGUGAUUAUUCGCAAAUGGAAGAAACACAAAAUAACUGUCCAUCUCCCUCGGCCUGGGGCUCCAUGCAAGAUCUCACCUCGUGGAGUUGCAAUGAUCAUGAGAUCGGUGAGGAAUCAGCCCAGAACUACACAGGAGGAUCUUGUCAAUGAUCUCAAGGCAGCUGGGACCAUAGUCACCAAGAAAACAAUUGGUAACACACUACGCCGUGAAGGACUGAAAUCCUGCAGCGCCCGCAAGGUCCCCCUGCUCAAGAAAGCACAUAUACAGGGCCGUCUGAAGUUUGCCAAUGAACAUCUGAAUGAUUCAGAGGAGAACUGGGAGAAAGUGUUGUGGUCAGAUGAGACCAAAAUCAAGCUCUUUGGCAUCAACUCAACUCGCCGUGUUUGGAGGAGGAGGAAUGCUGCCUAUGACCCCAAGAACACCACCCCCAACGUCAUGGAGGUGAAAACAUUAUGCUUUGGGGGUGUUUUUCUGCUAAGGGGACAGGACAACUUCACCGCAUCAAAGGGACGAUGGAUGGAGCCAUGUACCGUCAAAUCUUGGGUGAGAACCUCCUUCCCUCAGCCAGGGCAUUGAAAAUGGGUUGUGGAUGGGUAUUCCAGCAUGACAAUGACCCAAAACACACGGCCAAGGCAACAAAGGAGUGGCUCAAGAAGAAGCACAUUAAGGUCCUGGAGUGGCCUAGCCAGUCUCCAGGCCUUAAUCCCAUAGAAAAUCUGUGGAGGGAGCUGAAGGUUCGAGUUGCCAAACGUCAGCCUCGAAACCUUAAUGACAGAGAAGAUCUGCAAAGAGGAGUGGGCCAAAAUCCCUCCUGAGAUGUGUGCAAACCUGGUGGCCAACUUAAAGAAACGUCUGACCUCUGUGAUUGCCAACGAGGGUUUUGCGAAAAAGUACUAAGUCAUGUUUUGCAGAGGGGUCAAAUACUUAUUUCCCUCAUUAAAAUGCAAAUCAAUUUCUAACAUUUUUGACAUGCAUUUUUCUGGAUUUUUUUGUUGUUAUUCUGUCUCUCACUGUUCAUAUAAACCUACCAUUAAAAUUAUAGACUGAUCAUGUCUUUGUCAGUGGGCAAACGUACAAAAUCAGCAGGGGAUGUAUGUAUGUAUGUAUAUGUGUGUGUGUGUGUGUGUGUGUGUGUGUGUGUGUGUGUGUGUGUGUGUGUGUGUGUGUAUGUAUGUAUGUAUGUAUGUAUGUAUGUAUGUAUAUAUAUAUAUAUAAACAUGGGGGAUUGGAAGUGAUGCAGACAAUUACAUUGAUGGAAGUUACAAUCUAUCUGCAAUAUUAAGCUGAUCCACCCCCUAAAAAAAAAAAGUAAAUUACUAUUAUUUAGGUUCUGCGGCAGAGUUUCUUUAUCAGAAAUAAGCAGAUGCUUCCUGGGGGAAGUGCCAGAGAAUGGCAGGAAGAGAGGCUGAGCUGGAGGGCCUCUGCAGCACUACCCAGACAGGAGAGGGCCUUGUCCACAGCACUACCCAGACAGGAGAGGGCCUUGUCCACAGCACUACCCAGACAGGAGAGGGCCUUGUCCACAGCACUACCCAGACAGGAGAGGGCCUUGUCCACAGCACUACCCAGACAGGAGAGGGCCUUGUCCACAGCACUACCCAGACAGGAGCAGUUAGAGGGACACAGAUAGGGGGAGGGGCUGGGGAACCAGAGGAAAUUGAAUUAUUAGUGACAGGAAAAGGAAUGACCCCAAAAGCCAUCAGAGAGCGAGAACAA
This is a messenger RNA of Coregonus sp. 'balchen', 4511 nucleotides long. The record is from the annotation of a GenBank genome assembly. NCBI's taxonomy places the organism in Eukaryota, Metazoa, Chordata, Actinopteri, Salmoniformes, Salmonidae.